AGCCUCUGGAGCUAUAUUCCCAGUUCCUCCUCUGGCCCAGCCUUCCCCCUGCAGAUCUGCUAAACAAAUAUUUGUGCAAUGUUCUUUGAGCUGACCAGAGGAAGACAUUGAGAUUCUGAGGAAUCUCUUGCAGAGCUGCAAGCAGCGAUGCUGCGGAGCUACACGUGGGGGCCACAGGACCCCCUCCGCCGUGCCCUGCCUGCCGCUGUCCCUGCUGUCUGUGACCGCCUGCGGGAGUGUGCAGCACGGAUCCCGGAGGCUGGAGAGGUGCUCACCAUCCUGGAGAAGUGCACCGAGCAGCAGUGCAAGGGAGAUUUCCCUGUCGUGGUUUUUGAAGGGCUGGAUGCCACAGGCAAAACCACUGUAACCCAGGCUGUUAAGGAUGCCCUGGAUGCUGUUCUGUUAAGGUCUCCGCCAGCUUGCAUCAGCCAGUGGAGGACAAUAUUUGAUGAUGAGCCAACACCCAUUAGAAGGGCAUUUUAUGCUGCGGGCAACUACAUCCUUGCUUCAGAAAUAGCAAAAGCAUCCGCUCAGGCACCUGUGAUUGUAGACAGAUACUGGCACAGCACAGCUGCUUAUACAAUAGCCACUGAAAUAAAUGGGGAUGUCCAAAAUCUUCCACCAGCUCAAGACGAGGUGUACCAGUGGCCUGAAGAUCUGCUUAAACCUGAUCUUGUUCUUCUGCUGACUGUCAGCCCUGAGGAGCGAGCCCGGAGACUUGAGAGUCGAGGGCUGGAGAAAACAAAGGAGGAGGCUGAGAUGGAAGCUAACAGCUUGUUUCGCCAAAGAAUUGAAGAGUCGUACAGAAGGAUGAUGAAUCCUGCGUGCCAAGAGGUCGAUGCCAGUCCCUCAAAGGAAGAGGUUCUCAAGACAGUGCUGCAACUAAUUAAAAAACACUGUGCCUUGUGAAAGUA
Molecule: messenger RNA, 914 nt
Organism: Oxyura jamaicensis (ruddy duck)
Lineage: Eukaryota; Metazoa; Chordata; Aves; Anseriformes; Anatidae
Gene: CMPK2
Product: cytidine/uridine monophosphate kinase 2
Exons: 6
Coding region: 148-909 (253 amino acids)
Biological process (GO): dUDP biosynthetic process; dTDP biosynthetic process; dTTP biosynthetic process
Cellular component (GO): mitochondrion; cytoplasm
Molecular function (GO): dTMP kinase activity; ATP binding
Source: RefSeq, a predicted model, not a curated record